AACCAAUUAAGUAAGAUGAAGAUACUGUCACUUAUCCUGCUGACUGUCUCGUUGGCUGGCUCCUGCGCAGCUGUACCCCUUCCGGCUGGUCUGGAGUCACGCAUCACCAACGGGGACCUGGCCGUGGUGGGACAGUUUCCCUACCAGGCGGGUCUGAACAUCUCCUUUGGCAAUACGAGCACCUGGUGCGGCGGUACUCUGAUCUCCCAUCGCUGGAUUGUGACGGCUGCGCACUGCACUGAUGGGGCCGAGUCGGUCACCGUCUACCUGGGCGCCAUUAACAUCCAGGACGAGAACGAGCCCGGACAGAGGCGGUUCGAGGUGGCCAAGUCUGGGAUGAUUGUGCACACCAACUGGACAGCGAGCACGGUGGCCAACGACAUUUCACUGAUCCGGCUGCCCAUUCUGGUGCGGUUCACCGAUAGCAUUCGUUCUGCCGGUUUGCCGAGGCGGGUUAAUGGAUCGUAUCCCACCUACGAGUACCAGAAGGCCUAUGCCUCGGGCUGGGGACGCGACAGCGACAGCUCCGAUGUAGUGUCCCCGACGCUGCGCUUCGUGAAGAUGCCCAUUCUUCCGCAUACCCUGUGUAAGAUGUACUGGAGCGGGGCCGUGUCGGAGAAUAUGAUCUGUAUGAGCACCACCAGCGGCAAGUCCACCUGCCAAGGGGACUCCGGCGGCCCUCUGGUCGUCAUGGAGGGCAACGACACACCGACCCUAAUUGGGUCCACCUCCUUCGGCACCAAUAUGGGCUGCGAGGUGGGCUUUCCGGCGGUCUUUACGCGCAUUACCAGCUACCUGGAAUGGAUCAGGGAUCAUGUAAAGGUUUAAAUAAAAACGCAUGUACAUUUAUUUUUAUUUAA
Molecule: messenger RNA, 860 nt
Organism: Drosophila persimilis
Lineage: Eukaryota; Metazoa; Arthropoda; Insecta; Diptera; Drosophilidae
Product: serine protease 3
Exons: 1
Coding region: 16-828 (270 amino acids)
Biological process (GO): proteolysis
Molecular function (GO): serine-type endopeptidase activity
Source: RefSeq, a predicted model, not a curated record